This is a messenger RNA of Podarcis muralis (Common wall lizard), 2228 nucleotides long. RefSeq names its product tripartite motif containing 55 (gene TRIM55). NCBI's taxonomy places the organism in Eukaryota, Metazoa, Chordata, Lepidosauria, Squamata, Lacertidae. Gene Ontology annotation, molecular function: zinc ion binding. The record is from RefSeq and is a predicted model, not a curated record. Gene Ontology annotation, cellular component: cytoplasm. Gene Ontology annotation, biological process: regulation of microtubule cytoskeleton organization.
AUGAGCACCUCUCUUAAUUACAAGUCUUUUUCCAAAGAGCAGCAAACUAUGGAUAACUUGGAGAAGCAGCUUAUUUGUCCCAUAUGCUUAGAGAUGUUUACUAAGCCAGUGGUUAUCCUCCCCUGUCAGCACAACCUCUGCAGAAAAUGUGCCAACGAUAUCUUCCAGGCCUCGAACCCUUACCUGCCAACCAGAGGAGGCACAACUGUGGCAUCAGGAGGUCGAUUCCGCUGUCCAUCUUGUAGACAUGAAGUAGUUCUGGACAGGCAUGGAGUGUAUGGUCUUCAAAGGAACCUGUUGGUGGAAAAUAUAAUUGAUAUUUACAAGCAGGAAUCUACCAGGCCUGAAAGAAAAACUGAACAGCCAAUGUGUGAAGAACAUGAAGAUGAGAAAAUUAAUAUUUAUUGCCUGAAUUGUGAAGUGCCAACAUGCUCAAUGUGCAAAGUUUUUGGUGCUCAUAAAGAUUGUGAGGUUGCUCCCCUCACGAAUGUUUACCAAAGACAGAAGUCUGAACUCAGCGAUGGCAUUGCUGUAUUAGUGGGAAGUAAUGACAGGGUGCAAGGAAUUGUAACUCAGUUGGAAGAAGCCUGCAGGACAGUUGAGGAUUGCUGCAAAAGGCAGAAGGAGCAACUAUGUGAAAAAUUUGAUUAUCUGUACUCAAUACUGGAAGAAAGAAAAAGCGAGAUGACACAAAUAAUCACGAGGAGCCAAGAAGAGAAACUGGAACAUGUCCGGUCUCUGAUAAAAAAGUAUGCCGACCAUUUGGAGACAGUGUCAAAACUAGUGGAAUCAGGCAUCCAGUUUAUGGAAGAGCCAGAAAUGGCCGUUUUCUUACAGAAUGCCAAAGCAUUGCUACAAAAAAUUACUGAAGCUUCUAGAGCAUUUCAGAUGGAAAAAAUAGAGAAUGGCUAUGAAAUUAUGAGCCAAUUCACUGUCAAUCUCAACAGAGAAGAAAAGAUAAUAAGAGAAAUUGACUUUUACAGAGAGGAGGAGGAGGACAAUGAGGAGGAGGAUGUGGCUGAAGCGGAAGAAUUGGAUGAAGUCCAGACAGAAUCCUCUGGUGAGGAAGAAGCAUCUGAGCAGGUAUCUCAGCAACCUCAGCAGGCCACUGAGAUGCCAAAGGAUACACUCGCUGUCUCUCAGACUAAUGCAGCACCAUCAUUGCCACCUCCACCAUCAGUUACUGCUGCCUCUCCUGUUAAUCAGGGUGGCGUUGUGCUGACAACUACCCAACAGUCCGGAGGACUAAUAGAAGCUGAACCACAAUCAAGUGGAGAGCCAACUGAUCCCUUGUUUUAUCCUAGCUGGUAUAAAACUCAGCCACGGCAAACAACCAAUUCAAAUGCAGUCCCAGUGACUGAAAUUAGGCAGGUAGGGCCUUCAGUUCCCGCAGAGGCGAAUGUGAAGAAGGCAGAAGCUCCAGAACUAGCUAUGGCAAAUGGAACUUCUGCUGCAAGUAGUAAGGAAGCUAACACACCCACUGAUACUUCACAGACUGGGUCUGAACCAUCCCCUCAAGGACACAUGGAAGGACGUCCUGGGAGCAAUGAGAGAGUUGAUGAGCCGGCUCGUCAUGUCUUCUCUUUCUCCUGGUUGAACUCAUUGAAUGAAUGAUGACUCUCCAUCCAGCUGGCUUCUGGAAGGAUUCAUAGGAAGCAUGUGACUUGGCUCAAAGUGAUAACAAAUAAUGCAUUAAAAGGAAUGGUGGAUCACAUUUUAUCCAAAAGAUUUUGUUUGAAAAAAUUCUCAUUGGAUUUGACUCUGUAAUAUUUGUGGAAGCAGCUGUACAAUUUGGGAAAGGGGUGGGAGGGAAGAAGAAAUGUAAGUUAAUAGCUAAUCAUGAACCAAUGGAGGAUCAAGUUCCUACCAGCUUUGGAGGUAAUGGCAGGUAUCAAGUGGUGACCUUAUUACUUGUCAAGGUCACCUCAUUGGCUAGGUACUGAGUUUAUGUGAUAAGGCUUUAUCUAAGGAAGGUGAUAUAUGAUAUAACAAGCUAUUGCAUGAUUAUUGCAAUUGAUCCUAAGUGUGCCGCAGCAAAAUUAAUGUCAGAAAUUUAUGUGAAGAAAAGAAAGCAGCACAAUACUGUUUUUACAAGUAAAGUGCUAAAGGCACACAAGACACAUCUGUAAAUUGGGGACUUCUAUACGCAGUUUUACAGGAGUGGUUUACCAAUAUUCUUGCAUAGCUGUUUCUUCACUAAAGGCAUUGUUAAUAAACUUCACAUUACA